UCGACCGCUUGAUUGGAGGAGAUAAGGCUCUCGGCCGGAUCUUUGAAUUAUUAUUUUAUUAUUAUAGGCCUAUACGGUAUUUAUAUUACAUUUUGCACAAUGCGAUGAGAACGUCACGCAGGUAUUGCUAUUUAGGUUUAAAGAUAAUACAAAAAAAAACCAAAAAGACGAUGCCUGGUGUAGCGCGGCUCCAUCAGUGCGCCUCUAUUGCAGGUCAUCUGAAAACAACAACAAUAGAUAUAUCAUGUCGUGUUUGAGCGUUUCGUGCAGCGCUGUUAUUGUCCUGUUCGGAGCGGUUUGCAGCGUUUUCAUAUUCUGUGAGUAUCUGAUUUAUUACGCCGCGAUAUUACAGUGCGGUUGGCCGGGGAUCGACCAUGGUUCCCCGGCGAGUGAGAGGAGCGCAGACGGCCAACCAGAACCGGAGGUUCUCCGCGCUAUGGUUCUGUCAGACACGCACCUCCUCGGCGCUGUCGGCGGGCACUGGUUCGACAAACUGCGAAGGGAAUGGCAGAUGGAACGAGCUUUCCAGACCGCCCUGGCCCUGCUCCGACCUGAGGUCGUUUUUAUACUGGGGGAUGUGUUCGAUGAGGGGAAAUGGAGCUCUCCGAAGAACUGGGACGAUGAUGUUUGCCGUUUCCAGAAGAUGUUCAGGCACUCCAGUGACACAGAACUGGUGGUUCUGGUUGGAAACCACGACAUCGGCUUCCACUACGAAAUGGACUGGUUCAAGUUACAGCGCUUUGAGAAGGCCUUCAAUACCACCUCCAACAGAAUGGUCACCAAGAAAGGAGUGAACUUUCUAUUGGUCAACAGCGUGGCUUUGCAUGGUGACGGUUGUCCUAUCUGCCAAUCAGUGGAGAAACAGCUUUACACACUGUCCAGAGACCUCAACUGUUCACUACUUCAGAAUUCUGAGUCCAGCAUUAUAAGAGAAUACUGCCAAGACGCAUGGACCUAUCCUUCUACACCACCUAUCAUCCUGCAGCAUUACCCUCUUUACCGGGUGAGUGAUGCGGGCUGUACGGGUCGGGACGCUGCUCCUCCUGAAGAGCGCCACCUGCUGUUCAGAGAGAAGUACGACGUGCUGUCUCAGGAGGCCUCUCACAGGCUGCUGCAGUGGUUUAAGCCCCGCCUGGUUCUCAGUGGCCACACCCACAGUGGUUGUCAGGUUCUCCAUGACAACCAGUACCCAGAGAUCAGUGUUCCAUCCUUCAACUGGAGGAACCGCAACAACCCCAGUUUCAUACUGGGUUCGUUCUCCUCCAGUGGUUAUGGCCUGUCUAAGUGUUUUCUUCCAGAGGAGAGUACAGUGAUAGCCCUGUACUGUUCUACAGGAGCCAGCCUCCUCUUCUUCCUCUUCCUCCUCCCUCUGGUCCACUGCCUGUGGAUGCGAGGCCUUCUCCGGUGCCUCAUCCUCUGUCCAAUCAGCAAACACAAGUUUCUCUGACGGUCUCAGGUAGAGGUUGUCCCUGACUGCUGAAUGAUACAGGGUCAGAU
This is a messenger RNA of Salmo salar (Atlantic salmon), 1497 nucleotides long. Its product is annotated as metallophosphoesterase 1-like. Gene Ontology annotation, cellular component: endoplasmic reticulum-Golgi intermediate compartment. The record is from RefSeq and is a predicted model, not a curated record. Gene Ontology annotation, biological process: endoplasmic reticulum to Golgi vesicle-mediated transport; GPI anchor biosynthetic process. Gene Ontology annotation, molecular function: phosphoric diester hydrolase activity. NCBI's taxonomy places the organism in Eukaryota, Metazoa, Chordata, Actinopteri, Salmoniformes, Salmonidae.